AAAUGGUCAUUUUCCAGCAGCCAAACUGCAACCAGGACACAAAAUUAUUUCGAAUGGUCUUUUUCCAGUAGCCAAGCUGCAACCGGGACGCAAAAUUAUUUUUAAUGGUCCUUCUCCAGCAACCAAACUUCAACAAGGAUACAAUAAUAUUUUGCAAGAACGAAUUAAUCUCUGUCCUCCGGAUGAUACCUGUUGUUCAGAUUCAUGUUGUCCUAAGGAGAAUCCCAUCUGUUGUACAGAUUGGUGUUGCCCUCAGGACACUCCCGUCUGUUGUCCAGGUUCAGAAUGGUGCUGCCCUGAGGGCGGUGGCUGUUGUUCGGGUAAAGGAUGUUGUCCCCCUGACAUUCCUGUCUGUUGUGAUGAAGAAUGCUGCUCCAAG
This is a messenger RNA of Racocetra persica, 379 nucleotides long. The record is from the annotation of a GenBank genome assembly. Lineage: Eukaryota; Fungi; Glomeromycota; Glomeromycetes; Diversisporales; Gigasporaceae.